GUGAGUUCGCGCCUUGCCACUGGUCAGCGGGGUAGGGAAGCCUGUACAUCACGAGCGGGAGGUGUGAUACACGGCGAAAAGCUAAGCAUGGGACGGGAUCCAAAGCCGUCAUUCAGCCGAUGUAUGAUGCCGUCGUCUUGGGUGUGAGAUUGAAAAUCACCGUUUUCCAAGACAAAACCUCCAUCUCUUUCCUAGAUCAUUUAAAGCUUAAAAUGCCUCAGAUUUGCGGUCCGUAGUGGCGGCUACUAGCAUACCUUCCCUGACGUAGUAUGUUCAUCCUUUAGCAGGAGUGCUGCGCCUCAAUUUUACAAGCAAGAUAGCGAUUUUCGCGGCGUUGAUCACGUCUGUUUGAAACAUUGGACGUUGCUAUACGCAACAGUGAGACACGGCUCUUGAACGAUUCGAGAUUGAUAUGAGGACGUGGACACCUUGCGUGCAACAGGUCAGCUGUGUUUUGAGAGCGAGCUAAUACAAGAAAUAUAAAUAUAUUUCGAAGGGAUGCCCUUCAAACGCUUUAGAUCACGACUCUCUUCACGAAUCAGCCAGGACUCAAGCGUAUCACAGGGCACCGAUGAGCAGAGUUGCGGUCGUCCCAGCUUUGAGCCUCAUCAUCCUGUUUUGCCCAGAGUCAAAGGUAAACCACGUGUGCUGGGUUUAGUCGGCGAUCCUCAGUACAACCGUGAUUCUGGGGGCUCGGCGAAGUUUGGGGACAGGAUCUUCUGGACGUGGCGAGAUACCCAGCUGGUCAACAAUGGAAAGGUGCAGGAACUGCCGAUUCUUGCUAGCACGGCCAGCUGGAGUGACCUCAAUCACGAUGGCUCACCGGCCGUAGAGCCGCUGCAGUCACACGCAGACCCACUGAGGACAAUUACGCUGCAAGCGUAUGGGAAGAACAGUACAGAGAGAGCGUACUUCCGUAUCAUUCAUGACGGGGCCGAACCUCGAGCUGGGAUGCAAAAGGAUGGCACGAGACGUGCAUUGUGGCCUGAUUCUCCGCCAAUGGUGACUAGCACAUCUGACAAUGGACGUGUAACGGCCUAUUCCUGGAUCAAGAAAACGCACAUCAGGCCCGAUCUUUCAACCGUCACACAGCAUCCCGCGACGACAUUGUACCGCAUAACGUACGCAGCUUCAGAAAAUCGAGACGCGCUGCCCUACGCCAAACUGGUCGACGCGAGCUUUUGGAAUCAAGACGAGAUUGCGUAUGGCGCAUAUGGAAACGUGGUAAAGGACGGGAUCGCGUAUCUGUUCGGACAGAUUAACGGAAUGACGGCGUUGGCGCGAGUCCUUGUGGAUCGUGUGGAGCGCAAGUCCAUGUACGAGUAUUGGGUCGGCGGCGAAUGGACCAAAACGAAGCCGAACAUCAACGAUCGCAGCAUCGACAUCCCAAACGCGAAUGCUGGUGGGCAGGGUACGUACUACUUCUCCGAACCUUGGGAUAGCUUCGUGUGGAUAGGCGGCAGCAUAUUUCCCGGCGCAGAUUGUUACAUCACCACGGCGCGGACACCUACAGGGCCGUGGAUCAAGCCUUUCAAGUUUUAUUCUGGGGCGAAUGGUACGGCUUCUUUGCCUGCGUAUUCGAUACAGGCGCACCCCGGCAUGCUGAGAGAUGAGGAUGAAAAUGCCAUAUACAUCACGUACACCAAGUGUGAUCGAGACCAGAGCAACACGGUGGUCUACUCCACGCCUCUGGUCUACGUCGAAUGGGAAGACGAUGACGAAUCAGAAUGAUACGGUCAAGCUCAGCCUUUCUGCAUUGCUGCGUUGGUGCCCGAGACAAAUUGUAGAUAUCAAUUGUUCACGCGUUCAUGGACUUCGCUGCGAGAAUAUAGUCAAUAAUUCAGCGUAUCGUCUGUAAGAUUUUCAUAAGUCCAGUUGCAAGGUGGGACCCUGAGUUACGAGCUCUCUGAAGACUGGCUGUCAUCAAGACACGUCAUGCAGCUUAUAUAAUUCAUGAUGCC
Molecule: messenger RNA, 1961 nt
Organism: Verruconis gallopava
Lineage: Eukaryota; Fungi; Ascomycota; Dothideomycetes; Venturiales; Sympoventuriaceae
Exons: 2
Coding region: 499-1731 (410 amino acids)
Source: RefSeq, a predicted model, not a curated record